Messenger RNA from Microthlaspi erraticum, 438 nucleotides. The record is from the annotation of a GenBank genome assembly. Lineage: Eukaryota; Viridiplantae; Streptophyta; Magnoliopsida; Brassicales; Brassicaceae.
AUGCAACUCGCGCGAGAAACUUCCCGCGUCAGUUAUUAUAGGGAAGCGUCUGGAUCAGACGAGAGAGAGACGAUGGAGGCGAACAACGCAAUAAAAAACAAGAAAGACGCCUUAAGAAGAACGGCCGGUUCAGAACACAAAAUCGAUUCCGUUGUUCUUCGUCAUCGAUCUCCGCUGCGAUCUCUCUCUCCCUCAAACUCCCUUAUCUUGUCGAUUAAUUUCACUCAAAUCAUGUUGACUGAAACUCCAUUUAGGCCGAGAGAGAAGCUUCUGGAGAAGCAGAGAUUGUUCCAGAGCAUCCAGAAGCACACUCACCUUAAAGGACCAAUGGACAAAAUCACCACCGUUGCAAUUCCUCUUGCCUUGGCUGCAAGUUCUCUCUACAUGAUUGGAACAGGAAUCUACAACAUGGCUAACGGAAUCGGGAAAAAGGAAUAA